GGCCAACCUUAGCCAGCCCAUGUCUCCCCCCUCGCAUUCCAAAAAUGCGAGUCGGAACCGUUUCUCGUUCAUGUUGCAGCUUGCUUCGAGCAAGUCAGGAGGUGCUACUUUGAAGAAGAAGCGCAGCACAUCUCGGAGGCGUGGAAAUACAGGCAGCUCGGUCGGAGAAGGUCAGGACGUCGAGACGGAUGGGGAGUUGUCUCCGGGACCAUAUGAAGCGCGUCAUUUCGCUCCGCCUGGGACGUCCGCCGCCGCCAGUGCCUCCGCCAUCUCUUUCAUGGGCACCCGAUCCUCGGUGAAGGAUUUCAACGGCUCGACGUCUCAUGUAGACAUCAAUCUAGCGGAGGCUCCGCCGCUGCCACUAUUAUCAUCAUCCGCCAAAGAGCUCGAUUCCAGAGAGAAGAUCAAGUUGCUCAAGAAGGCAAGGAAACUCAGCAAGAUGCUGAGUGAGAUAGCUAUUCCCUCUUCACCACCGUCCCCCAGUCAGGAGGAACGUAACUUCGGCAUUCUGCAGAGCGCCCAGCGUAGCCCGCUCACCCCGACAGGUACAGAUGCUCUGUCUUCAAUAAGCACUGUGUCAAGGACACGUGCUGCGACACCGAGCCUUGCUCAUGCUGGCAAGGCAGCUUCGCGGUCAGAGACUCCAUGCGAGGAUUUCCCGUACACCUCAUUUGCUUCCCCACCUCCUCUGCCAUCCUACUCGAGCACUCACCUGGCAUCGGAGUCUGUUCCUUCCGCCGAGGGCGACCCGGAGAGGCAGCUGGUGCAUUUGGGCCGCUACCUGAAAGAGAAUAUGCCUACCGAGCUUGUUCUCCGAUCCUCCUCGCCUAUGGGCGGGCGGACCACGCCUGCGACCUCUGUCUCCGCGCGGCGCAAGAGCAAGAGACGCUUGAGUCUUGACCUCUCUUCGUUGAUCGCGUCAGGUCAAUCUUUAGUCUCACCCACUGAGCCUGAGGCACCUCGCGAUCCUCCCGAGUCUUCGAAGGAGGCUGCUGCGCAUGUCAUCAAGAGGAGCCGGUCAUUAUGGGCGACGAGGACGUUGAAGAGCAAGAGCUCCGUGGAAGAUAUGAAAGCAGGCUCUGAAUCCUUCGACGAGCGCGACCAGAUAUAUCAGGACUUGCGGUCGACGAGGUCCGGAUCGCUCCUGAGCGAGAAGCAGAGGGCUCUCAAUGUCAAGAGGGCAAGAAAGAUGGCCCAGCUAUUCGGUUCCGAGCCUCCUCCUGCUCUAUUCCAGAUUACCAACAUCAACGCGUCCGAUGACGCCGUCUCCCAACUAAGUCCCAUUACCGAGAGUAAUCGGGAUUCUAUCGCAAGCACACUCCUUUCCAUCAAUCCGACGGAUAUCAUUCCUACUACACCCAAUUCACCCCAGACCACCCCUCGCGAGAGACGUCGGCCUCAUUCAAUUGCGUCCAUUAUUUCUGUGCUCCCCCAAGCGCAGCCCUCCCCGGCCCCGUCUGACAGUUUCCUGAAUGCUGAGCUGACCCCUACAAAUCCGCCGCGUACUCCAUCUUUGUUCUCCGUCCCUGCCGAGCCAGGCGCUCAUCCAGGGCGGAGGCCCUCGUCAUCUCAUUCGUCGCGGCACACGGCCCGCAGCUCGUCCGAGUCAGACAUCAUCCUCCCCUCUUCCUCUUUCCGACAAAGACGCGUGCGGGCUGCGAAACUGUCCCGCUUCUUCGGCGUUGAUCUUCAAGAGCUAGGGCCUGACGUGGGAUCGUCGAAGGCUCAGGUCGCUCGUUCCGGGCUCUCCCGCUCCACCUCGCUGUCCGCGCAUGCUGAAGUGGAAUCUCGUUCGCGGGAGGCUCUGCUGGAACCGUCGGAGUCUGAGACUCACGGCUCCGGGAUGGAGGUCGACGUGAAGGUGGUGGGCAGACCUGGAUUAUUCAACUGGGGCUUGAGCCAGCAGAGGAACGUCGAUGCGGGGGAUGUCAGGGUGAAACUCAGACAAAUGAAGGCCGCUCAUUAGGGUGUUUCGUGCUACCGCUGACCAUUACAAUUUACAUAUACUUUCGCUGCGUGCCUACAGGGCGUAUUCUUAUUACUGAUACUGGUUAUCAAGUUGGGCGUGUGUGUCGUAUUCAUUAUCCUAUUUAAUGCUUUAUUUAGUGUCUACCGUAUACUGUGGAAAUGGAUCUAUAACGGAGGAAUACAUUUGUUGCCAAU
Gloeophyllum trabeum ATCC 11539 is the source of this 2163-nucleotide messenger RNA. RefSeq lists its product as uncharacterized. The transcript has 2 exons. The record is from RefSeq and is a predicted model, not a curated record. Lineage: Eukaryota; Fungi; Basidiomycota; Agaricomycetes; Gloeophyllales; Gloeophyllaceae. The coding region runs from base 20 to 1966 and encodes 648 amino acids.